CUUAAACCCCUUGCGACGUGAGACGACAACGACAACACCCCGCACACACACACAAAAACACAAUGCCGCACACCAACGUCCUCUUCACCGGCGCCACGGGAUACAUCGGCGGCACCGCGCUGUACCGCUACGCCGCGUCCGACAUCGGCCACCACUUCAAGCACGCGAAUGUGUUCGCGCUCGUGCGCGACCCCGCUGUCGCGGCCAAGGUCGAGGAGCUGAACGCUACGCCGUUGGUCGGCACGCUCGACGACGCCGCGGCCGUCGAGAAGCUCGUGCUCGACAAUGAGAUCACCACCAUUGUCCACAUGGCCGACGUGCUCAACGAGGCGCACGAGACGGCGCUCCUCGGCGCCCUCGCAAAGGUCAAGUCGGACAACGAGAAGCACUACAUCACUAUCGCCUCGGGCGACUCGUACGGCAACGUGUCCAAGUUUGGCCGUCACGACCCCGUGUCCGACCUCGAGGACCUGUACGCCGCCGCGGCCGCCGCGCCGCCGUACAUGGGCCGCGCGCUCGAGACGGCCAUCCACGACCUGGCCGCCGCGGACGGCAUCAAGAGCUAUAUUGUGUAUGCUCCGCUCGUUUACGGCAAGGGCCAGGGCAUUGGAAACCAGAUGAGCGUGCAGAUCCCCGCUGUCAUCCGCGGCGCGUACCACCACCGCGAGGCCAACCACUCUCACCCUGGAGAGGAGGGCUGGUCCAUCGUCCACGUCGAGGACAUUUCCGACCUCUUCCUCAAGGUGCUCGCGUCGACGCUGCCGGGCGCACAGUACCCCGCCAAGAGCGGCAAGGCGGGCGGGUACUACUUCGCCGAGGCGGGCUUCGUGUCGUGGAAGGAGCUGUCCGACCUCGUUGCGGCCAACCUGCACAAGCGCGGGUUCGUCGACAGCCCAGAGGGCAAGCAGUUCCCCGGCGUGCCCGAGGACCGCAGCGCCGCCGUGCAGCGCCUCAACGCCAGCCCGUUCUACUACUCGCUCGUGUUUGCCGGCCUCGUCAACCUCCAGGCUGGGCGCGGCCGCUCCAUCGGAUGGGCACCCAAGUAUGACAAGAGGUGGCUCGUCGAGCACUUUGACACCGAGGUCGAGCCCUUGCUCGCCCAGAACUUCAAGUACGGCGCUCGGGUCGAGACUGGCGACAAGGACCUCGACGAGGCGUGGCCUUCCGACUUGUAGGUUAAUAAUAGUGGAUGCAGUGCAGUUGUUCUUGAGGUGUGUGGGGUCAGAGGUGCCAUCGAGUGAUCGAGGUGCUCAGUGGAGAGAGUCAACGGUGCAGACGCAAUACAAAGCGAUUGCUCAUGCUUCAGGCCCUUGCCAACUGCUGCCCCAACCGUUCCUCAGCUCCGCAUAAUCCCACCACAUGC
Messenger RNA from Vanrija pseudolonga, 1363 nucleotides. RefSeq lists its product as uncharacterized. The transcript is spliced from 6 exons. The record is from RefSeq and is a predicted model, not a curated record. NCBI's taxonomy places the organism in Eukaryota, Fungi, Basidiomycota, Tremellomycetes, Trichosporonales, Trichosporonaceae. The coding region runs from base 63 to 1175 and encodes 370 amino acids.